Messenger RNA from Cadophora gregata, 5267 nucleotides. RefSeq lists its product as uncharacterized. The coding region runs from base 905 to 4027 and encodes 1040 amino acids. NCBI's taxonomy places the organism in Eukaryota, Fungi, Ascomycota, Leotiomycetes, Helotiales, Ploettnerulaceae. The record is from RefSeq and is a predicted model, not a curated record. Gene Ontology annotation, molecular function: protein binding. The transcript has 2 exons.
AGAGUCAAGAGUCAAGAGUCAAGACUCAACCAGAGGCUCAACCUUAACCUUAUUGACAGAGUCAGAGUCAGAGUCAGAACUGCUCAAGCACAGCUCUGCUCCACAAGGCGGAAUCAUAAUACUGUACAAUGCUGUAGGCACACGCCGCGGCGUUCCCAAGCUCUAUUUCCAGCAAAAUGCACAACGCUUUGGCCCUUGUGCACUGGCAUGGCCAUUAUUGAGGUAUUGACUCAGCAUCCACAACUUUUCCAAUGCCGGGUCAUUCACAAUCCACCCCUCCACCAAGCCCUUCAGGUUUGGGACCUGGAAAUGCUCCGUGAGUACCUACCUAGCAGGGCCCCUCGGCACGCGGCUGUGAUAGUGCAAAGUGGCUGGCUUGGGAAGGAACUCCGUGUCGUUUCUCUCCAAUACGAGUAUUGGCCGAAUAUCCAAGCGCGCACUGCCAUUGGCCCAUACGCGCCUAGUCAGGGACCACCAGGACCAAGACCUCAUUUUGUUCCUCGGAACUUUUUGGUAGGCGAGGCUCGAUUUGGCAGCGACCGACCUUCCACCGUUGCUUCCUGGGCGUCAGUGGCCUUCUGGUUAAUUAAGACUGCGCUGCACUCCGGAGAUACAAUACUGUAGUCAAUUUAGUAUGGACUGGUGAGCGACGGCAUGCUUUGCUUUGCUUCUAAAUCCCCUCUUCUCCUGAAUUCCUUCGUGUCCCGGUUUCAGCUUCGCUUUUUUGUUCCUGUUCCUGUUUACCUCUGCCGUUCGACUUAGUCAAUAAUACACACAGACAACAUCUUCAACUUUCAGUCCAUAGCACUAUGCGCUAUCUCUAGACACAGACAUCCACUUGCCGCGAGCACAUUCGCACACUCACACUCACACUUUCCAGUCAAUUACAGCCAGUCAGUCAACCAUGGAACAAUCACCAAGUGCAAGACCGUCUGGUCUCCCGAGACCAUCGAGACUACCUGUACCCAGCCUACGUGCUACUCCGUCAAAAGAUAACCUACAAGCAUCCAGACAAAGUAGCAUUGUCAAUCCGCGACUUCGAAGCUCUGCCUCGCACAACACCCUGUCCACACAAUUUUCGAAGCCUCGUGUCCCGUCGACCUCCAAUCGCCAAUCUAUCCUAGCUUCCCGCGAUCGAGACGUCUCAACUGGUACCGUUAUACAUACUCCUGCUGUCCAACAGCCCCGAAGGAAAGCUAGUCAGGAUGUUCUGUUCAGGAAGCCGUCAAGGCCUGCCAUGAGAGUAGACCCCGUCCAGGUCGAGGCAAGAGAUGAUCAUGAUGUGAUCGAAAAAGAUGAUAGUCCAGUACUGGAGGACACACAAACAUAUGAUCUACCUCGGAGUUCCAGGCCACGACCAUCUCUGUCCGAACGAACAAUGGAAACACUGCAGAAUAUACCCUCUUCACCAGCAGUACGGAAGCGAGGUUCAAGUUUCUACAGGAACGAUAGUCCCAUGAGACCUCCAUCUCGGUCUGUAAGCUCAAGGCCAACCUCGAGUGCUGGAUCCGGAACCAGCUCUGGAAAUUCGAUACCAAUCGACUUUCGAGCUUCGACAAAUACCUUCAGGCCACCACAAUCAGUAUUCCAUGGGCAAACCCCACAGAAGCGUCCUGGUACUGGGCAGUCUUCGAAGACGCCAUCCACGAGUCAGAGUAUGGCUCCUCCAGAAGUCUCGAGGCUUCCAUCGCCAAGUUUCUCAGCCUCUCUUCACAGAUCACCAAGCCCAGUCAAGGGAACAAAUCUACCAAAUAUCAAAGCUGGCAGCAAGACGCUUUCCGCACGGCCACUGAAACCUCGAGCCUCAAUCAAUGGCUUGUUCCGGAAACCUUCCACACAGAACCUGGAUCAAGCGAACGAUUUAGACAGAAUUGGGUUCGUUCCUAAGAAACAAUCGACAACUUUCUCAAAUAGCUCGUCCGAAGCUGCGUCAACCACUUCCAAGACCUCCAAAGCCACAAGCACAUUUUCAGGUGGCUCUGUGGAUGAUCAGACUACAACUCCAAGAAAGUCGUCUCUUGCUCUACGUGAUCAAAUCGCUAAAGCUAAGGCUGCGAAGCGUGCUGCUGCAUCCAAACAGUCGUCCACCGUUGAAUCGGAAUCCUCUGACGCAACAGUCAUCCCUGCUGUCACUUUUGAUUUUGGGCUUGCCGACGAUCCAUUCAAUCAGCAAGUGCGACAGGAUGGUGCAAAAGGCCUGCUUCGGAAACGCAUUGACGCAGCGAGGACGGAUGGAAGGCUCAAUAUUGCAGCAAUGGGCUUCAAGCAGAUCCCAGAUGAAGUCAUGGACAUGUACAAUUUGGACUCGAUAACUUCUCAAGGUGGUGCUUGGGCUGAAUCUGUUGAUUUGACAAGAUUUAUUGCUGCCAAUAACGAACUUGAAUUGCUUUCAGACGACGUUUUUCCCGAUGUGGAUCCCAGAGAAAGUGCAGAUGACGAUGAUGCAAAAGGCAAUCAGUUUGGAGGACUGGAGACACUUGAUUUGCAUGGCAAUGUUUUGAUAGCUCUACCUCUGGGACUUCGUAGACUAGAGCUACUAACUACUCUGAAUCUCUCGAACAACAAGCUUGGCAAUGAAGUAUUUCAGGUUAUAUCUCAGGUACCCUCGUUGCGCGAGUUGAAGAUUGCCAGCAACGGAUUGACUGGCCCAUUGGACCCAAGCAUAACGGCCCUCACAAACCUUGAGCUGUUAGACAUGCAGAGCAACGCACUUACCUCCUUACCCGAAGGUUUGGCAGAGCUAGUGAGAUUGCGGGUCCUCAACAUCACAGAGAAUAAGUUCAAGUCUCUACCUUUCGAAAAACUCCGCCAUCUGCCUUUGAUUGAGCUUCUUGCCGCCAAGAAUCAGCUCACAGGGACUUUGAUUUAUUCAGAAGUAGACGAGCUGCGUCACCUCCAAAUCUUGGACAUCACUGCAAACGCUCUCACUAAUCUGGAUGUCUCGGGGACUCUGAGGCUUCCAGCUCUUCACCAGCUCAGCUGUUCCGCAAAUCGGUUAACCGAGCUUCCAGACUUGGAAUCAUGGGUUUCACUUCUUACCCUGGCUGCGGAGGAUAAUAAUCUGGGAUCCAUACCCGACGGCUUCGUGAAGCUGCCAAAGAUCAAGAAUGUAAACUUUAGUGGGAACAAUCUCAAGACCUUGGACGACAGGAUAGGAGCAAUGGAGAGUCUCGACAUAUUCAGAGUAAGCGGUAAUCCAUUAAGGGAGAAGAAAUUCUCAAGCAUGACGACCAAGGACUUGAAGCGAACCCUGAAAGCACGAAUGGAACCUGAAGAACCAGAAAUGAACACGGGCGCCGAUGGAGACUUCUAUUCAGCUUCAGGUACACCACCUGCAUCACCUCGUCCCGGUUCGUCAGAUUGGCCAGUCAAAGCAGGCGGCGUGUUGGAUCGAUCAAACACCCAGUCUCACUCUCUAAAUCCCGUUGCCGCCGCGGAUAUCGCCUCCGCCAACUCGAUAUACGUCGUAGAACUGCACCACAACAUAUUCAAAGAGAUCCCAGCCUCAAUCGCAUUCUUCGCCGCAACUCUAACAACACUAAACCUCAACCACAACGAGCUAACAAGCGACUCCUUCCUCAAAGACGACCUCGACCUCCCCACCCUCAAAGACCUCAACCUCAGCUCCAACACCUUCAACUCCCUCCAACCGCUCAUCCAGCGCCUCAAAGCCCCCCACCUCUCCAGACUCGACAUCAGCUUCAAUCGCCUGACCUCCCUGCCCCCUCUCAAACCCCACUUCCCCAGCCUCGUCACCCUCCUCGCCUCCCACAACACCAUCCGCGAACUCUCACCCGAUGCCGUCAAGGGUCUCCGCGUCCUAGACUGCAGUAGCAACGACAUCAAUAGUCUUAAUGCCCGUAUUGGACUCCUUGGUGGGCCCGGGGGAUUGCAGACUCUCGAUGUGAGUGGGAAUCGGUUUAGGGUGCCGAAGUAUACGGUGUUGGAGAAGGGGACGGAGGCGACGCUUGCGUGGUUGAGGGAUAGGAUUCCGGUUGGGGAGAUGGGUUUGGGGGAGGUUGAUUAGUGGAUUGGUGGAAUUGGCUUUUGAUUCGGUUCUUGAGCUGUGUUUGGACAUGGGAUGGAAUGAGUGAGUGUGGUGUUUUUUGUAAAUUAAGUUCUUUUUCGCUACACUGGGGAUUGGAGUUUGAGGUGUCUUGAUCGUUCUUGGACUUAUUGUUUGCCGCUGCUACUGCUUCUGCUGCUCUUGUUAUUAGUGGAGAGAGGGCUGGCGUCCACUAUCAACUGGUUAGAUGCCGAUCCGAUCCACCUGCAAAGACACAGGGAAGGAUCGAGGAAAGAAGGGAAGGGAAAGGGAGAAGGGAUUCUUAAAAAUUCAUUCUGUGAAGGCAGGCCGGUCUUCAUUUCUUCCAUGCCUGGUAGGAUAGGGUAGCGUAGGGUAGGGUAGGAUGGAGUGGGGGAAGGCACAUAGAUUACUUACUUACUUCGGUGGUACAUUGUAAUACCCAAUACCAAUACCAAUACCAAUACCAAUCAAUUAUUGUUUGUAUAAUCAUUUACAUAAUCUGACCUCACUCAUUCUCUCGAUUAUUCGAUUAAUUAAUUAAUUAAUCAAUCAAUCUGGAUGAUGCCGUGGCCGAUCAAUUCAUUAUUUGCUUCACCUAUUAACAAUCCGCAACAACAUCCCUUUCUUUCCAUUCUCUCAUCUCAUCUUCUCAUCUUCUCAUCCACUCAUCUUCUCAUCUCAUCCGCCCCGAAGCAGAAGCAGAAGCAGAACAGACCUCUUAACAGAACAGAACAUAACACCUCAAUCACCUUAAUCACCUCAUAACACUUCAUAAAUAUAACAUAAUAUUGAAUUUGUAUUUGUAUUACUAUCUACAUUCGCAAUCACGCGUCCGUCCGUCUCUCGUAAUAAGACAUAAGACAUAAGACAUAAGUAAAGCCGUGAAAACAUAUAAUCAUCAAUGCGGUGAAUGCUCAUGCUCAUGCUCAUGCUCAAAGCAAAUCAAAUCAAAUUAAUACCAACCCUUCGUGACGCGACGUGAUACGCUAAUGCCCAGCUCGCCUGGAUGAGGUGCAUGGGAGGUCUUCUUGUCAGCUAGGCGUGAUGUCCAAGUCCUGAGACUCUGAGGAUAAGGUGGUGCGGUGAUCUCAGGGCUGAUGCAGCUUCUCGAUCGCACUUUCGAGCUUCUUGCUAGUCGUUGGACCUAGAAACAGGCUCGUCUCCUCCGAUGCGAUCAACCCAACCCAACCCAACUUCAACCUCAAGCUCUCCCCUUUCCCUUACUCUCCUCCCCCCUCCU